CACGCUUCUGGUCCUGACCCAGACUCAGAAAGAACCCACCAUGGUGCUGUCUGCCAACGACAAGAGCAACGUCAAGGCCGCCUGGGGUAAGGUUGGCAACCACGCGCCGGAGUAUGGCGCAGAGGCCCUGGAGAGGAUGUUCCUGAGCUUCCCCACCACCAAGACCUACUUCCCCCACUUCGACCUAUCACACGGCUCCAGCCAGGUCAAGGCCCACGGCAAGAAGGUGGCUGAUGCGCUGACCAAAGCUGUGGGCCACCUGGAUGACCUGCCCGGUGCCCUGUCCGAUCUGAGCGACCUGCACGCCCACAAGCUGCGUGUGGACCCGGUCAACUUCAAGCUCCUGAGCCACUGCCUGCUGGUGACCCUGGCUGCCCACCACCCCAGUGAUUUCACCCCUGCGGCCCAUGCCUCGCUGGACAAGUUCUUGGCCAAUGUGAGCACCGUGCUGACCUCCAAAUACCGUUAAACUGGAGCCUCAGCGAUCCCUACCCUGGCCUGGGACCCUCUUGUGCUCUGCACACCCUCACUUCCUGAUCUUUGAAUAAAGUCUGAGUGGGCUGCA
Molecule: messenger RNA, 565 nt
Organism: Hippopotamus amphibius kiboko
Lineage: Eukaryota; Metazoa; Chordata; Mammalia; Artiodactyla; Hippopotamidae
Product: hemoglobin subunit alpha
Exons: 3
Coding region: 41-469 (142 amino acids)
Biological process (GO): oxygen transport; hydrogen peroxide catabolic process
Cellular component (GO): hemoglobin complex; haptoglobin-hemoglobin complex; blood microparticle
Molecular function (GO): iron ion binding; haptoglobin binding; heme binding
Source: RefSeq, a predicted model, not a curated record